GACGCAGCCCGAGAACUUAGUAAAGAGGAAGCGAGUGGAGAGGCGUAGGGGGAGUUCCGAGUUUGGAUUAUUGGUGUUUUGUUGUAGAGCUAUGCCGAAUAAAACCAAGAAGGAUAAGGAGCCUGCUAAAUUGGGAAAGAGCAGUAAAAGUGGAAAAGAUGGUCAAGAAAAUCAAGACAAUGAGGUAAAUCAAAGUCAAGGAAAUGUACAUGUAUCAAGCAAAAAAGUUAACAGUGCGCCUCCCGCAACACAGAUAAAGAUAAAGUUGCCAACUCCUCAGCCUGUAGUAAAAAAAGAAAAACGUCAGAGUUCCUCUAGCUUUAACAUUAGUAAUAACAGAGAGUUACAGAAACUGCCAGCAUUAAAAGAUGUUCCACCAGCUGAGCAAGAAAAACUUUUCAUUCAGAAGUUACGUCAGUGCUGUGUCCUCUUUGACUUUGUUUCUGAUCCACUGAGUGACUUGAAGUGGAAAGAAGUGAAAAGGGCAGCUUUGAGUGAAAUGGUAGAGUACAUCACACACAAUCGUAGUGUUAUUACAGAACCAAUUUAUCCAGAAGUAGUACAUAUGUUUGCAGUGAACAUGUUCCGAACAUUACCUCCUUCAUCUAAUCCAACAGGAGCUGAAUUUGACCCAGAAGAAGAUGAACCAACGUUAGAGGCUGCCUGGCCUCAUCUGCAGCUUGUGUAUGAAUUUUUCCUAAGGUUUUUAGAAUCUCCAGACUUCCAACCUAAUGUAGCAAAAAAAUAUAUCGAUCAGAAAUUUGUAUUACAGCUUUUAGAACUUUUUGAUAGUGAAGACCCUCGUGAGAGAGAUUUUCUGAAAACUACAUUACAUAGAAUAUAUGGAAAAUUCUUGGGUUUGAGAGCAUACAUAAGAAAACAGAUUAAUAAUAUAUUUUAUAGAUUUAUUUAUGAAACGGAACAUCACAAUGGUAUAGCAGAGUUAUUGGAGAUUUUAGGAAGUAUAAUUAAUGGUUUUGCCUUGCCAUUAAAAGAAGAGCACAAGAUAUUUCUACUGAAAGUAUUGUUACCUUUGCACAAAGUGAAAUCACUCAGUGUAUAUCAUCCUCAGCUGGCAUACUGUGUAGUUCAAUUUCUAGAGAAGGACAGUACACUCACAGAACCGGUGGUGAUGGCAUUACUCAAAUACUGGCCAAAGACUCAUAGUCCAAAAGAAGUGAUGUUUUUAAAUGAACUAGAAGAGAUUUUGGACGUAAUUGAACCAUCAGAAUUUGUAAAGGUUAUGGAGCCUCUGUUCAGACAGCUGGCUAAGUGUGUUUCCAGUCCACACUUUCAGGUGGCUGAACGAGCAUUAUAUUAUUGGAAUAAUGAAUACAUUAUGAGCUUAAUUAGUGAUAAUGCUGCAAAAAUUUUACCUAUUAUGUUCCCAUCUUUGUAUCGCAAUUCAAAGACACACUGGAACAAGACAAUACAUGGCUUAAUAUAUAAUGCUUUGAAACUCUUCAUGGAGAUGAAUCAAAAACUAUUUGAUGACUGCACCCAGCAAUUCAAAGCAGAAAAACAGAAGGAAAAAUUAAAACUUAAAGAACGUGAGGAAGCUUGGAUUAAAAUAGAGAAUCUAGCGAAAUCAAACCCCCAGUAUCACCUGUACCUUGAUAAUAGUUUUCUAAAUAGCCCCAUUGAAAUGGAAACAGAUGGCCCUUUGAUAGAAGAUGUUCAGAUGCUUAAGAAGACAGUGAGGGAAGAAGCUUGUCAGACUCAUUAUACCAGAAGGCCUAGGACAUCUGAAAUUAUGAGCUCAACUACUGGCAAACACAAGGAAUACUUUCCAAAGGAAACAGUCGCAAAAAGAUCUGAAAAAGGAACGGCCUCUCAUGCGUCGGAAAUCAGAGCUGCCUCAGGAUAUCUACACCGUAAAAGCCUUGGAAUCCCAUCGUCGAGCUGAAGAGAUAUUAUCAACCCAUGACGGGCUUUAGGGGUGUUACAGUGGAAUACUACUGUUUGUUAGUAACUGUUCUCUGGACACAGUUCUGCAGCAGAAGCUACUUUAUGUGCCAUACCUAUCCGACAUACACGAGACAUUUUUCAAUCCUGUUCAGUAGGCAAUAAUUUAAUCCAGUAGGCAGUUAAAAUGUGGUAGUUCAAACAAUGGUAAGUUAGUGUUCUUUGUGUGCAGAAUGCUGUGUUCUCUAGUAUUAUGUAACCACUUCAUCCUCUUAACAUUAUCAUAGUACCAGAAGAUAAUUAAUUAUUAUAUUAAUUAUGUUACAGAUUAUAGCUUUUACUUCCUUUUAAGGAAAAAUUAAAUUAUUUGUUUUAAAGUUAGGCUUCAAUGACAGUUGUACUCAAAGUCACUGGUACUGUGGUAAUUGUAAAAUUUUGAUUCCUGUAUGAUCGUUUAAGUUUCUAAAAUUUGUCAUUUAUGUUUUAACUGUUGUCCUUUCUAACACGUAAUCAUUUAGAAAAUACAGUUAUAAAAGUGGUUCUUAACAUAAGUUUUAGGGGAAAAAACUUAAAUAGGUGUUCUCUGCCACUAAGACAAUCUAAAACUAAAACUGACUUGUUAAUUCCACAUAAUGCCAGAAUGCGAAGUGUGAGAUAAUGCAAAAUGUUUUAUAAGUGUCUGCAUUCUUUAAAAUUACGUAUCUAAAGCCAUAGUCUUGUGUUGCCUCUACAGUUAAAGGAAAUUUAAGAGUCCACAAAUUAACUGAUAACUGCGGGUAAGCAUAACUUACACUACUGUUGGCAUGCUACAGAUUAUAUCCAUCAGGAGGCAAUAUUGACACUUAAGUGAACCUAAUGCUGCUAUUGUGUAACAACAUAGUAAAUGUCUCUCUGUGGUCCUCUGUGCAACAUGUUAAAACUGACAUUUCUUGUGGGCAUUAAUAUAGCUGUAUUUUCAGUGUUAAUUGUUGUAUUUAGUUUUCUAUUCAUUUACAGCAGCACUGGUCUUUUGUACUUUCUUUCCAUUGGUUUUCUAAUUGAAGACUGCUGAGUCACUCUUUUAUUUCAGGAUUUAAAGCUUGUUUAUGUGUAUUUUUUUAAAUAAGAGAUUUACAGUGUUUCCUUUAAGUACUGAAUUGUCAAACAUUUACUAUGUCUGUGUACUAGUGUUAAAAGCUGGAGGUACUGGCAGUAUGAAAAAUGUAAUGUUUUUCUGUUUAUAUACCAGGUUCACAUUUUGACAAUCCGUCAUUCAUACAUUUUUUUAAUAACUUAGCAAUGUAAAGAACUGCAAUUGAAAACACACCCCUGCCUUUCUAAACAGCAAAGCCCUUUCAGCUUUGUGUAAAAGCACUUCCUGUUAAACUUGAAAGCUUGUUUUACCAUAGCAUUUGAAUUUCAUAGCAAGUUUGAUGCCUUCCCUUUGACAGAAAAGGGUGCUUAUUAUGAUUGUAUGAAUUGUCAAAUUGUGUUAAUGUGCCAUUGUUUGAACUUCCAUUUGUAACUGUUAAUUUAUGGAUAUUAUUUGCGUGUUUCCACAUGUAGCAGCUUUUUGCUUUGCCCACUUGAAAACUGUUUUAUUGUGGGUGGGUGUGUCUGUGUAUAUGUAUAUAUGUGUGCGUGUGUGUGUGCCACUUAACAUUCUUCCUUGCAAUGUCCGACCACAUUUACGUCCAUUAAAUCCAAGGAGUUAGACCACGGUAUUGCACCAAAACACACAGUUUAUUACAAUUUAGUGUUUUCGUCCCAGUAAUAUGGACUUCCUCAGAAUCUUCUGAUAAAGUCCAUAUUACUGGGGCGAAAGCUCUAAAUUGUAAUAAACUGUUUUGGUGCAGUACCAUGGUCUUAUUCCUUGGAUUUAUUGGUUUUUGGACUAGUGUUGGGUGUUUCAUACAUUUACGUCCAUGCUGUACUAAGUGGAUGUAAAUGUGAUCAGUCAUUGUGAAGACACACAUUAAGCUAAGCACAAAAUAAGAGUACACAGUGUUCGCUUAACUUCCUUGCUGCUUAACAUUCUGUGGGACACAACCUAUCCCAGACGUUAAGCGGUGCAUACCUAUGUAUGUGUACACACACACACACACACACACAAACACACACAAAUACUUGUAUAUUUGUUCUGUGUGUGAAAGUGCAUCUUUUUGUGUAUAUACAUGUGUGCGUGUCUGUGUGUGCACAUGCAUACUCAUGCACAGGUAGACACAUGCUUUUGUGUGUGUGUGUACAUGUAGAUAUGGUCAACUGUGUAACAUUCAAGUUUAACAGGAGCACCAUAUUUUUGCCUAAACAUUAUAUAUUUCUCUUUUAGGAUAAGCAUUCACCAAAGGGCAUCUUAAGUUUCUCUUCACCUUUUUUUAGACAGUGGUAUCUGCUUCAGUAGUUUGUUCCAAAAGUUUCUCUGACUUACCAGAAUAUACUGCUGUUCUUGGGAAGAUAAAGUAGCACCCUUUUUCUGCUCCCCUGAGUUCAGAGUGGUAAAAUUCUGAAUUUCCAGGGGCAUGAAGUAACCUGUAUUCUCACAUUCUGAGAUGAGGCCUUGGCAGUUGCAAAAGUUGCAUAACAUUAAAAAUGCCUCAUGUUAAAAAGUAAUAAUGUAAAUGGCAGCAAAUCCUAAGGUGACUGUUUUCUUUUGUAACACUGUCUCAGAGACCAUAUUUUUUUCUAUCCAAGAAGUACACUUGUACAUCAGGAAUGUCCACUGUAACAUUUUAAGUGUCCUUUUGUGACUUGUACUAAAUUAAAUGGCUCCAUUAUAAUAUUGUACAUAAAUUGUAUUUUGUUUUAUGUAGGGUAAUAGAUAAUAAAAUAGUAGAUUUCAUAUUUUGUACAAAAUGGUCCUAUGUACAGAUUAAAAAGUUCCUAGCAACUGCAAAAGUUGAUAAAGUGGUACAGAUUUUUUUCUGUAAAAAAAUCUGUAUCUUUAUGCUUUAGAGAUAUAUUAAUUUGAAAUGCAUCUAUUUUUGUUCUGCAUUUAAAAUGUUUGUGAGAAAAUCUUCAUACACUUGCAUUUUAAUGUGAGAUUUUAUCCAGUUUAAUAUUUUAAAGUGGUGUAUUAUACAGAUGUAAUAAAGCGAAUGUGAAUUUUAUCUUUACUUUCUGAAUGUGGAGUGAACCAUAUUGUGAACAGGCUGCAUUCUUGAAAGAUGAACUGUAAGAUAAAUUAUUUUCUUUAAUAUAAACUGUUAAAAUUGUA
Messenger RNA from Protopterus annectens (West African lungfish), 5098 nucleotides. It is a transcript of the gene PPP2R5C, whose product is annotated as protein phosphatase 2 regulatory subunit B'gamma. Gene Ontology annotation, molecular function: protein phosphatase activator activity. The coding region runs from base 92 to 1906 and encodes 604 amino acids. The transcript has 17 exons. Gene Ontology annotation, biological process: signal transduction; protein dephosphorylation. The record is from RefSeq and is a predicted model, not a curated record. Gene Ontology annotation, cellular component: nucleus; protein phosphatase type 2A complex; cytosol. Lineage: Eukaryota; Metazoa; Chordata; Ceratodontiformes; Protopteridae.